This is a messenger RNA of Ixodes scapularis (black-legged tick), 694 nucleotides long. RefSeq lists its product as uncharacterized. Bases 5 to 694 code for a protein of 229 amino acids. The record is from RefSeq and is a predicted model, not a curated record. The transcript has 8 exons. NCBI's taxonomy places the organism in Eukaryota, Metazoa, Arthropoda, Arachnida, Ixodida, Ixodidae.
UGGAAUGCUGACUCUGUACGGAACGCUGCUCUUCUUGGCUACAUCGUUCGUGGAUUACGCCAACUCUGCGUUCAAUCACCAGAACUACAACAAAGAGCCCGAGCGCCGGCUGGGAGAGACAUGCAUCACCCGAACGGCGUGCGAGCUGGGAGACGCCCACUCGGACUGCGUCCACUGGCAAUGCCAGUGCAAGAAGGGCUUCCGCAUCGAGUUCCUUCACGGAGUGCCCGUCUGCGUUACCGGCUUCUUCCCGAGCCAGUGCUACUCGCACAACCAGUGCAUCGAGAUGGACGAGCAUGCGCUGUGCGUGAGUAAUGUGUGCGACUGCGAGAACGGUUACCAGAGGGAGCUCAUCUACUGGAAGUACGUCUGCAGGCCCGAGAAAUCCGACAAGAGCCUUAUUAUCUUCAUCCUCAGCUUCACCCUGCUUCUGCUGAUUGUCGUCUUACUCUACAUCGGGAAACACUACGUUCAGUCGGAGUGCGCCGGUCCUCCAAACCCACCAUGCCCGGCGUCGUCUACCAUCACGGGGUUCACGGGAUCGAUCCAGGACGCAGACAGUCCGGAAUGGGACCUGGUGGUCAUCCCGAGGGCUGUGAGGCCGCCGUCCCCAGUGUUGCCCUCCAAAGAGGACCUGCCGCCAAGUUACGAGGAGGUGAUGAGGUACUUGUCGCAGCAAUCGUCGAAGAGAUGA